CCCGUUCAUUCCACCUUUCCCUCUGCCCCUCUCGCCGGCCGGCCGGCCGCGGAAGGGUGCUGAGGAAAUGUGUUUGUAAUUAAAGCCGAGCCUGCCGGCGGCACGCGGCUGACGUCAGCUCCAGGGCUGCGCUGCCGACCGAGCCGAGCCGAGCGGGGCAGAGCAGCACAACUCAGCACGCCGUGUGGGGCAGGGGAGUCAAGUCAACGAGUGGAGGGGCAAGGGAGUUACUGCCGAAAGACCCUGAAAUCUGAACGGCUGGCGAAAGUGCGCUGGAGUACUUUAAACAGACUGCUAGGAGACGGUCACCUCUGUGAAGCCACUUCUGAAAGUCCCACAAGAACGAGAAUAGCCACUUUCUAAAAGUUCUUUUUCUCGGUGUGUGAAGAUGAUAUUUCAUCGGCUUGUAUUGAGGCUGCAGAACUGCAUGUUGGAUUGAGUUAUUCAUUUGCAAUCAGAGGAACAAAAUUGGUUGGAAAAACUACUCAACUGAACAGAGUUCAAAGCAGCAGGAGACUGACCCAAGGUCCACGUGAAAAGGGAGACGGCCGUGUUGUUUGUUGCCGUUGGAUGCUGUUCACCUGAUUGAAUAUCCACACACCCUCAGAGAAAAGAACGUGCAGAGCGCUGGCUCUUGGUCUAUAAGGCUGCCAAGAUGGAAGAACAAUGUUACUACAAUGAGAGCAUUGCAUUUUUUUACAACAACAGUAAGAAGCCUCUGGCGACAGAAUGGAAUGCAGUCAGCAAGCUGGUCAUGGGCCUGGGCAUCACAGUCUGUAUCUUCAUCAUGCUUGCCAACCUGCUUGUCAUGAUCGCCAUCUAUGUGAACCGUCGCUUCCACUUCCCUAUUUAUUACCUAAUGGCCAACUUGGCAGCUGCGGACUUCUUCGCGGGCCUGGCGUACUUUUACCUCAUGUUCAACACGGGACCCAACACUCGCAGGCUGACCGUCAGUACGUGGCUACUCCGCCAGGGCCUCAUCGACACCAGCCUCACUGCCUCGGUGGCCAACCUGCUGGCCAUCGCCAUUGAGAGGCACAUCACAGUCUUUCGAAUGCAGCUCCACACCAGGAUGAGCAACCGCCGGGUGGUGGUGGUGAUUGUUGUGAUCUGGACCAUGGCUAUCGUCAUGGGCGCAAUCCCCAGUGUGGGCUGGAAUUGCCUCUGUGACAUCAAGAUCUGCUCCACCAUGGCCCCUCUCUACAGCAGCUCCUACUUGGUUUUCUGGGCCAUUUUCAACCUGGUCACUUUUGUCGUCAUGGUGAUCCUCUACGCCCACAUCUUUGUCUAUGUGCGUCAGAGGACUAUGAGGAUGUCGCGUCACAGUUCGGGACCCCGCAGAAACCGUGACACUAUGAUGAGCCUGUUGAAGACUGUUGCUAUAGUGCUUGGGGCAUUUAUCAUCUGCUGGACUCCGGGACUGGUUUUGCUAUUACUCGAUGUGUUUUGCCCCGACUGCAAUGUGCUGACGUAUGAGAAGUUCUUCCUCCUGCUGGCCGAAUUCAACUCCGCCAUGAACCCCAUCAUCUACUCCUACCGCGACAAGGAGAUGAGCGCCACCUUCAAGCAGAUCCUCUGCUGCCAGCGGAACGAGGGCAGCAAUGGCGCAGCUGAAGGCUCCGAUCGCUCUGCCUCCUCCCUCAACCACACUAUCCUGAGUGGGAUACACAAUGACCAUUCAAUGGUGUAACUGGAGGCCCAGGGGCUAUCCGACACAAGAUAGCCAAGAUAUUUAACCACCUAGAUGUACACAAGUGGACCCCUGAAAACUAAAUGCUACACUAGCACCAGGACCAAUUCACAAACUAAUGCAAGAGGUUGUUGACAAAUAUUUUCUAUUUUAAUAGGACCUAGUGUGAUUCAUCUGUUAGUUAUGGGUUGGAGUCCUAAGUACUUGUGUUAUAUUACCUGCUAAACUGCAUUUAGCUGUAGAAGUUGAAGCUUUGUAAAAACAUAAUAAACUUAUUUUAUUCAACCCAUUAGCAUGCUUAGGAUGGACUAUUGCAUAGCAGGCGAAGUUCAGUAUUUUAUUGUUUCUUGUCAGUAUCCA
Hypanus sabinus (Atlantic stingray) is the source of this 2050-nucleotide messenger RNA. RefSeq names its product lysophosphatidic acid receptor 1 (gene lpar1). Gene Ontology annotation, biological process: neurogenesis; phospholipase C-activating G protein-coupled receptor signaling pathway. Lineage: Eukaryota; Metazoa; Chordata; Chondrichthyes; Myliobatiformes; Dasyatidae. The transcript is spliced from 4 exons. Gene Ontology annotation, cellular component: membrane. Gene Ontology annotation, molecular function: lysophosphatidic acid receptor activity. The record is from RefSeq and is a predicted model, not a curated record. Bases 656 to 1690 code for a protein of 344 amino acids.